Messenger RNA from Anopheles arabiensis, 3477 nucleotides. It is a transcript of the gene Klp10A, whose product is annotated as kinesin-like protein Klp10A. The record is from RefSeq and is a predicted model, not a curated record. Gene Ontology annotation, biological process: microtubule-based movement. Lineage: Eukaryota; Metazoa; Arthropoda; Insecta; Diptera; Culicidae. Bases 503 to 2920 code for a protein of 805 amino acids. The transcript has 11 exons. Gene Ontology annotation, molecular function: ATP binding; microtubule binding; microtubule motor activity.
CUACACCGGAACGGUAGCGCUGCAGCCGCAGUCUGUUCGUACGCCUCAAACCAGGCAGAUGUGGGUCGACGCAAGUGAACAAGGAAGCAAACGCUGCUAACCCGCAAGUUUUACAAUCCGACCAGCCCAAACCGCACCAUCUGCUGCCAGUGGUGUAGUGGUGUGGUGCGCUUUUAAGUGUCCUGUGUGAGUGAGUGAGUUGCGUGCGUGUGUGUGUGUGUGCCUGUGUUUGUGUGUUUGUGUCCGUGCCUCUCAGUGUAUUUUUGUGUGUGAGUGUGUGUGUAUAUGUGGGCGAACGUGCUUCUUGGUGUCCUUUUUGUGCACGUGUGCUGUAUGUGCGGAGAUUUUGUGCAACUUUGAGAAAGCCGAAAAUCGCGACAAACGACAAAACGACUGCAACCAAGCCAAUCUAGCAGCAGCAACCACAACAACAACAAACACUCACCAAAACGAGUUUACCAAUCAAACCAAUAACCAAAUUCGCUCUCAACGCCCGGCAAAGAUGGAGAUGUUCGAGAAGGGAAGCGUUAUCUACAUUACGCGUAGCGAUGGUCGGAUCCACACGGCGAUCGUGUCACGGUUCCACGAGGACACACGCUCCGUCACGGUGGAAUGGUACGAGCGGGGCGAAUCGAAAGGCAAGGAGAUCGAGAUCGACAUGCUGCUCGAGCUGAACAGAACGAUGCAGCUGCAGCAAGACCUGCACCACCAGCAGCACCAUCAGCACCAGCAGCACUACCAGCAGCAGCACGAGCCGGAACCGAAACCGACGGUGGAAGAGGCGAAGCAGCGAAAGAAAACGCCCGCGCCCGCGCCCGCUAACCUAGCACGCCGAUCGAGUUCCAUCGAGGACGAAGAGGAUACUUCCCAGCCAGAACAAACGAAUCCAACGCAAGCGAUCAUCCGAUACAACAACUAUCUAGGCCAACGGGGCGAUUCGGGCAAGGGCGCCAGCAUCCCGGCACCGUCCAACAUCAAUCGGGCCACCAUUCUACACACCGGGCCGACGCAGCGCUCGGAACAGUCCGGUACUGGACGCACCACCAAUGUUUCGUCCCGGAUCCUUGGUAACAGCAACAACACUGGACGUAGCACGAUGAUCAACAACCGCGCGGCCGAACAACCAGCGGAAACCAGAACGCAACCAAAGGCGCUGGGCAAAACGAGCAUCGCCACCGGCCAGCAGCAGACGACCGCACCGGCAGCAGGGGCAGCGGCGGCGGCCGCCCCCGCCUCGGCAGUCGCGAACGCGAACAAUGCUGUCGCCAACUCGAUCCCGCGCAAGUCGUCCUGCGUGGUGACGGUCGGCAUGAUGGAGGAGAACCGCAUCAAGCAGCGCGACAUGUUCAAGGUGAUGCGGGAGAAGAAGAACGCGCUGAUGAACCAGGACGGGGGCAACCCGAACUGGGAGUUUAUCAACAUGAUCCGCGAGUACCAGAGCACGAUCGACUUCCGGCCGCUGGUCCAGGGCCAGUCGGUCGAACAGCACCAGAUCACGGUGUGCGUCCGGAAGCGGCCGCUCAACCAGAACGAGCUGACGCGCAAGGAGGUGGACGUGGUGUGCAUACCGAACAAGGACACGGUGAUCGUGCACGAGCCGAAGGCGAAGGUCGACCUCACCAAGUACCUCGACAAUCAGAAGUUCCGCUUCGACUGUACGUUCGACGACAAGUGCUCGAACGAGAUGGUUUACAUGUACACCGCCAAACCGCUGGUGCAGGCAGUGUUCGAGGGUGCGAUGGCCACGUGCUUCGCCUACGGUCAGACCGGGUCGGGCAAGACGCACACGAUGGGCGGCACCUUUAACGGCAAGUCGCAGGACAGCAUGACCGGCAUCUACGCGCUGGCCACGCGGGACAUCUUCGAGCUGAUGCAGAGCCCCAAGUACCAGUCGAACAAUCUCGUCGUGUCGGCCAGCUUCUACGAGAUCUACUGUGGCAGUGUGUACGAUCUGCUCGCGAACAAGAACAAGGCGCGCGUGCUCGAGGAUGGCAAGAAGCAGGUGCAGGUGGUGGGGCUGACCGAGCGGGAGGUAAACUCGGUCGACGAGGUGCUGGCGAUCAUCAGCAGCGGCAGCAACCUGCGCACCUCCGGCCAGACCGCGGCCAACUCGAACUCAUCCCGCUCGCACGCCAUCUUCUCGCUCACGCUGCGCGUGCAGGGCAGCCCGAAGGUGCACGGCAAGUUCUCGUUCAUCGAUCUGGCCGGCAACGAGCGGGGCGCCGACACGGUGUCGGAAGACCGGCGCACCCGGUCGGAAAGCUCGGAGAUCAACAAAUCGCUGCUGUCGCUCAAGGAGUGCAUCCGGGCGCUCGGGCGCAAGCGGCACCUGCCCUACCGUGGCAGCGUGCUGACCAAGGUGCUGCGCGACUCGUUCGUCGGCAAGAACCUCCGCACGUGCAUGAUCGCGAUGAUUGCGCCCGGCAUGGCGUCCUGCGAGCACACGCUCAACACGCUCCGGUACGCGUACCGCGUCAAGGAGCUGGCGGUGGUCGAUCCGGACGACCGGGUCGACCCGGAGGAGGAUCUGAUCGAGUGCGACGAACCGUCGAACGGGGGCACGCACAACUUUAACGACCUGGAGCAGCUGCGCUCGCUCAACGAACAGGAAAUGACGAUGGAGUUGUACAAUCAGCAUAAGGCCAUAUCGGAUUUGCAGCAGAAGGAGGAGGAGGUGCUGGAUAAUCAUCAGCGGGUGAACGAGUUUCUGGAAAAAUUCUUGCCCGAAGCGAAGGAGCUGUACAACUUCACGAACCUGGUAGACUACGAUCAGGACGCCUACUGCAAGCGCGGAGAGGAGCUAUUCGCACAGCUAGCCGAAGUUGCCAACGCGUUCAAGGAACUAAUGUCCGAGUUCCGUACGAAGCUGUCGCAGGAGGAGAUGGUGUCACAAGCGGCCAAACUGAGCCAUCGCAAGUAAAAUCAGCAGCAGCAGCAGCAGAAGCAGCACUGGAAGAGAGGAGCUUGUUUUCAUGUUGUUCUAGAACUAGAAUUUAAACUGAUGUUACGUUUCAACGAGUCUCAAGCUUUGCGUGACAUGCUCUCCGUCCCUAUUCUCUCCUGAAACUCACGCCCCCAUUAUCAAAAUCAUUCAUUUUUCAAUAUCUACCCCCUGCACUGCGUGCCGCGCCCACCCCUCACAUCCUUCUCCCCCCCCCCCCCCCCCAUCCAUUAGGGAUUAGUUUUAUCUUCUUGUCUGAAUACAUAAUUUCUUCGCGUUUUCGGGACAUGGACGCGCCGCGCAUUAGUAGUGGUGGGUGGUAAAUUUGAAGAAAAAAAAAAAUCACAUUAACUAAUGCUAGCAAUGGAGUAUCCCUUACAACCAGCAGGUUCUGCGCGGCCAAGGACCACUGGGUGGCACACUAAAUCGCGCGUCGCGUAUUGUAACUCUACACACACACACACACACACACACACACACACACACACACACACACACACACACACACACACACACACACACACACACACACACAC